AUGGUGUCAGAAGGAAAAGAAAUGGAACACAUUCGUCCUCCACCAGAGUUAGACUUCUCUACUACAGACGGAAAUUUACCGGAGAGAUGGAGAAAGUGGGAACAAACGAUGAAAUUGUACCUGAACAUUGCCAUGCAUGAGAGAAACGAAAAAGAUAAGUGUAGUGCUUUUCUCUAUAUCAUUGGUCAAGAAGGCAGAGAAAUAUUUAACACUAUGACAAUACCAGAUGAAGAUAUUGAUAAGAUUGAUACACUUUUUACGAAGUUCAAAGACUACUGUGCUCCUAGAGAAAAUAUUACAGUUUGGAGACAUAGGUUUCACACCAGAGUUCAAGGUAAAAUAGAAACCAUUGACCAAUAUGUCACAGACUUGAAAAUAAUUUCCAAAAACUGUAAAUUUGGUGCAUUGGAAGAUGAAAUGCUAAGAGACAGAAUUGUAUGUGGAGUUUAUUCAGAGAAAGUCAAAGAAAGAUUACUCAGAGACAAUGAACUAACAUUACAGAAAGCUUUAAGUAUGUGUCGUGCUAAUGAAGAGUCACAGAAUAGAUUAAAGGAUCUACAACAUGAGGAACAUGUGGAUGCUGUGAAAUAUAAACAGUCUGUCAAAGCGUCAGUAGGAAACAAAUUUCCGUCAACCCAGAAAUAUAUGAAGGGAAAUGUGUAUCAACCCAAGAAGCAAAGUGUGUCAAGUAAACCUAUCAACACAAAAUCCUUUACAUGUGGAAAAUGUGGAAGCCAGCAUGAGAAAGGAAAAUGUCCGGCAUUCGGGAAAAAAUGUAACAGAUGUCACAAGUUAGGACAUUUUGCAUCAAAGUGCAGGACUAAGUCUAUUCAUUCAAAUGAACUAGAAACAGAUGAAAUGACAAACAGCUGUGAGACAAGUGAGAAGUUCUUUAUUGGUGCUAUUUCAAGUGGAAACAGUCAAGAUGAAAUCUACUCAAGUUUGGAAAUAAACAACAUUCCUAUCAAGUUCAAGUUGGACACAGGCUCUCAAGUGGUUGGACACAGGCUCUCAAGGCUGAUCAAAGUGACACUAGCUACAGAAAAACUACAGAGUGAUUUUUCACCUAUUGAGGAAUUUCCAAGUGUUUUCACAGGAUUAGGGUGCUUGAAGGAACCAUACACCAUCCGUGUUGACAGUAGCGUACCACCUGUUGUUCAUAGUCCUAGACAAAUACCAGUAGCAUUCCGUGAGGAACUCAAGAAAACUCUAGAUGAUAUGGAAGCCAAGGAAGUGAUCAAGAAAGUUGACCAACCAACUGAUUGGGUUAAUUCUCUUGUGAUCGCUGAAAAAUCCAAAACAGGAAAAUUACGCAUAUGUCUGGAUCCUCGUGACUUGAAUGAAGCCAUCAAACGUGAACAUUUUCAGUUACCUACCAUUGAGGACAUCACAACCAGAUUAUCCGGAGCCACAAUUUUCAGCAAACUUGAUGCAAAUAGUGGAUACUGGCAAAUACCACUAGAUGAGGCCAGUCAACUUCUUACAACAUUUCAUACACCAUAUGGACGAUACUGUUUCAGACGCAUGCCUUUUGGCAUAAAGAGUGCACAGGAAGUUUUUCAGAAGAGGAUUGCUCAACAUUUUGACAGUAUUGAAGGUGUUGAAGUGGUCAUAGACGACAUACUUGUGUGGGGAGAAAUAAAGAGGAACACAACAGACGACUAA
Saccostrea cuccullata (small rock oyster) is the source of this 1665-nucleotide messenger RNA. RefSeq lists its product as uncharacterized. The coding region runs from base 1 to 1665 and encodes 554 amino acids. The transcript is spliced from 2 exons. NCBI's taxonomy places the organism in Eukaryota, Metazoa, Mollusca, Bivalvia, Ostreida, Ostreidae. The record is from RefSeq and is a predicted model, not a curated record.